Molecule: messenger RNA, 1443 nt
Organism: Lentinula edodes (shiitake mushroom)
Lineage: Eukaryota; Fungi; Basidiomycota; Agaricomycetes; Agaricales; Omphalotaceae
Product: succinate-CoA ligase
Exons: 9
Coding region: 98-1345 (415 amino acids)
Biological process (GO): tricarboxylic acid cycle; succinyl-CoA metabolic process
Cellular component (GO): mitochondrion; succinate-CoA ligase complex
Molecular function (GO): succinate-CoA ligase (ADP-forming) activity; metal ion binding; ATP binding
Source: RefSeq, a predicted model, not a curated record
GAAGGCCUUCCGACUCUUCCGUGAAUUGGUCCGUGAAAGCGCGGCGUUAAAAGUUAUUUAAACAACUGCAAUUUGUCCUCCAUCCUUAAUCUCCGAUAUGCUUUCGUCUCUCAGGAAAGUGGGCUCGUUAGCUCGUGCUGCAUCUGCUGGUCAGAAGCGUUCUCUGUCCAUUCACGAAUAUCAAUCCGUCAAGCUUCUCAAUUCGUAUGGCAUUCCAACGCCCAAAAGCAUAGCUGCCAGCUCUCCUCAGGAAGCAUUCGAUGUAGCAAAGAGUUUCGGUCAUAACCGACUUGUCAUCAAAGCUCAAGUUCUCGCAGGUGGACGCGGAAAGGGCAAAUUCGACACUGGGUUGCAAGGCGGUGUCCACAUGGUUGAUAGUCCUGAACAAGCAAAAGAAUACGCGGAGAAGAUGCUCGGGUCGAAACUUAUCACGAAACAGACCGGCGCUGGUGGUCGUAUUUGCAAUGCUGUUAUGCUAGCCGAGCGUCGCGAUCCUAGUCAUGAAUACUACGUCGCUGUUCUAAACGACCGUGUCACUCAGGGUGUUGUCCUCGUCGCAUCAGCUCAAGGUGGUAUGAACAUUGAGGAAGUCGCCGCAAAGGACCCAUCUGCUAUCAUCACGACACCAAUCAACUUCAAUACCGGACUCACCAAACCAGAGGCCCUUGCUGUCGCAGGCAAGCUUGGCUUCAAGGACAGCGCUGCCGACGAGGCAGCAGACAUCUUCAUCAACCUUUACCGCAUCUUCAAAGAAAAGGACGCCACCCAAAUUGAAAUCAACCCAAUGGCCGAGACGACUGAUGGAAAAGUGCUCUGUAUGGAUGCCAAGUUUGGCUUUGAUGACAACGCCGAAUUCCGUCAACAGGAUGUCUUUUCUCUCCGUGAUGUCUCACAAGAGGAGGCUUCCGAGGUUGAGGCACAGAAAGCCAACCUUAAUUUCAUCAAGCUCGAUGGAAGCAUUGGCUGCUUGGUUAACGGUGCUGGACUUGCAAUGGCUACCAUGGAUGUCUUGUCACUUCAUGGUGGUAACCCCGCCAAUUUCCUUGAUGUCGGAGGAGGCGCCACUCCUGAAACUGUGAAGAAGGCAUUCGAAAUUCUGCUGGCUGACCCUAAAGUUAAGAGCAUUUUCAUCAAUAUCUUCGGAGGUAUCAUGCGCUGCGACUACAUUGCAGAGGGUGUCAUCAAAGCCACUAAGGAACUUGAGCUCAAAAUUCCUUUGGUCGUCAGAUUGAAGGGUACAAAGGAGAACGAAGCAAAACAAAUGAUCAAAGACUCAGGAUUGAAGAUAACAGCCUUUGACAGCUUAGACGAGGCUGCAGAGACAGCUGUUCAGUUUGCCUCUUGAAUAUCUUAUCAUGCUAGUUCAUAGAUGUUACUUAUUGUCUUACUGUUUGCAAGAAUCAAACAACAAUAUUGUGUUCGAUUGCAUAGGACAACAAUUGU